Microbotryum saponariae is the source of this 1152-nucleotide messenger RNA. Lineage: Eukaryota; Fungi; Basidiomycota; Microbotryomycetes; Microbotryales; Microbotryaceae. The record is from the annotation of a GenBank genome assembly.
AUGCCCAAGCGUACAGAUAGCGGUGCCACGACGGGCGCUGCACCGAUACAGAAGAAGCUCAAAAUCGGCACCCCUUCUCCUCGUGUGGCUGCACCUCUGUCCCUGGACCUGGCAUCCGACGACGUCGACAACGAUGACGACAACGACGACGUCACGCUCGAUCUCGAGCGGCAGCGACGGGUUCAACAGGAGCAAGCCGAUGCAGAGCUCGCGAGGAAGCUGGCGCGGAGUGAAGGCACUUCAUUGGAUACCGUCAAGUUCCACGAGCGCCACUUUGGCAAGGCUUUUACAGCAGCAGCAGCAGCAGCUGGUGUCGGCAACGCGACUCGGAUGGGCGACACCAGUGGAGUGAGCUCGACAUUGAGCACGGCCGGGGAACCGUCCUCGUCGCGCCUGCCUCGACACAGGACCGUCUCGGCCAAGAGCGAGACCGAAACGAUCAGUUUGGUUGACGAAGACGACGAUGAUGGCGAAGAAGGAAAAGACGACGACGACAUCGUCAUCACUGGGUAUGCGCCAGCCUCAACCUCUAAGCUGCCUGCGAAGUCACUCUCGACCCCGAUCGCGCCUGUCUUCCAAUCGCCGACCAAAAAGUCAGCCGUGGCCCUGGGCAAAGUCAAAGACGAAGAUAAAAACGCAGUCGCUUCAUUGCCGUCCAAACCGGACGCGUUCUCGUUUCUUGCGUCGCCCGGCAAAGCCUCAGCCUCGUCGUCAAAGACCCUGUUAGGAGCUUCCACCGGACCGACCGGCGCACUUCUCCCACUCGAUACCUCCCUGUUUACGUUUGCACCCUCCUCCCAUGUCGACACAUCAUUCUGGCCCGCGGGCAGGAUGCCCUACUCGUACUUGGCCGCCGCGUUCGCUCUCAUCUCGACCACCAAAUCUCGCCUCUUCAUCUCCCGCGUCUUGACCAAUCUGUUCCGCGCCGCCAUCGAGCUCGACCCAGAGUCGCUCGAGAGUGUCGUGUAUCUGUGCUCAAAUCGCAUUGGACCCGCCCAUGAGCGUGAUCUGGAGCUGGGGGUUGGCCCCCAGGUGUUGAGCAAGGCUUUCAAGGAGGUGUCGGGCUUGACUCCUCAAGCUUUACGACAGCUCAACAAGCUCGGAGAUCCUGGUAACAUCAAGGAGAGCUCCUCACCCAUGCCUUGCCUCUGA